ACAAGCUGCCUCUGGAUACAGUCACAUAGUUACUCCUCGAGGUCUCCUGUUUACUUCAGCCUUCUGCAAGAUGAGAUUCUUCUUGGUCGCCGUGGCCAUUCUUCUCAUGGUCGUCUUGGUCAACGCUGAUUACGGCCAUGGCCACGGACAUGGCACGGACAUGGACACGGACAUGGACACGGACAUGGACAUGGACACGGCCAUGGGUAUGGCCACGGGCAUGGCCACGGCCACGGGCAUGGCCACGGAGGAUAUGGUAAGGGCCACGUUGUCCAUAAGAAGCACCACGGCGGAGGAAAAUCCAGCCAGCAUUUCCAUCUCUCAGGGCCACAUGGCCAUGGUGGCUAUGGACACGGACAUGGUCACGGACAUGGUCACGGACAUGGCCAUGGUUACCACUAAUAAUGAUGAUCGUGGUUGUAAAAGCAAGCAAAGGGUUGCUUCAUUGUCAUUUUUUUGUUUGAUGUCAAACGCAUUUCUUUGAAAUAAAUUAUCUAAAUGUG
This is a messenger RNA of Macrobrachium nipponense, 503 nucleotides long. RefSeq lists its product as uncharacterized. Bases 71 to 484 code for a protein of 137 amino acids. The transcript has 2 exons. The record is from RefSeq and is a predicted model, not a curated record. NCBI's taxonomy places the organism in Eukaryota, Metazoa, Arthropoda, Malacostraca, Decapoda, Palaemonidae.